CGAGCUGAGAGGCGCGGAGGGCGCGACCGGCGGGCCGGGCGGAGGGGUCCGCGCUGCCUUUGGGGCUCCAGUCCGCGCGCCAGGGCGCGGGCAGCACCGCGGGUCCCUCGGGCGGGCCCCGGCUCUGGGACGCUGAGCACGUCCCGGGGCGCCGGGACCAUGGCGCUGCGCGCCCGGGCGCUGUACGACUUCAGGUCGGAGAACCCCGGCGAGAUCUCGCUGCGGGAGCAUGAGGUGCUAAGCCUGUGCAGCGAGCAGGACAUCGAGGGCUGGCUCGAGGGAAUCAACAGCCGCGGCGACCGCGGCCUCUUCCCGGCCUCGUACGUGCAGGUGAUCCGCGCCCCCGAGCCCGGCCCGGCCGGCGACAGCGGCCCAGGCGCCCCGGCUCGCUACGCCAACGUGCCGCCCGGCGGCUUCGAGCCCCUGCCCGCCGCGCCGCCCGCCUCCUUCAAGCCGCCGCCCGACGCCUUCCAGCCGCUGCUGCAACCGCAGCAGGCGCCGCCGCCGAGCACCUUCCAGCCGCCGGGCGCGGGCUUCCCGUACGGCGGGGGCGCCCUGCAGCCGUCGCCGCAGCAGCUCUACGGCGGCUACCAGGCCAGCCAGGGCAGCGACGAUGACUGGGAUGACGAGUGGGACGACAGCUCCACGGUGGCGGACGAGCCCGGCGCGCUGGGCAGCGGCGCGUACCCGGACUUCGACGGCUCUUCGUCGGCGGGCGCGGCCGGCCGCUACCGCCUGUCCACGCGCUCGGAUCUGUCGCUGGGCUCCCGCGGCGGCUCGGCGCCCCCGCAGCACCACCCGUCGGGGGCCAAGAGCUCCGCCACCGUGAGCCGCAACCUCAACCGCUUCUCCACCUUCGUCAAGUCCGGCGGAGAGGCCUUCGUGCUCGGCGAGGCGUCGGGCUUCGUGAAGGAUGGGGACAAGCUGUGCGUGGUGCUGGGGCCCUACGGCCCCGAGUGGCAGGAGAAUCCCUACCCCUUCCAGUGCACCAUCGACGACCCCACCAAGCAGACCAAGUUCAAGGGCAUGAAGAGCUACAUCUCCUACAAGCUGGUGCCCACGCACACGCAGGUGCCGGUGCACCGGCGCUACAAGCACUUCGACUGGCUGUACGCGCGCCUGGCCGAGAAGUUCCCGGUCAUCUCGGUGCCCCACCUGCCCGAGAAGCAGGCCACCGGCCGCUUCGAGGAGGACUUCAUCUCCAAGCGCAGGAAGGGCUUGAUCUGGUGGAUGAACCACAUGGCCAGCCACCCGGUGCUGGCACAGUGCGAUGUCUUCCAGCACUUCCUGACGUGCCCCAGCAGCACCGACGAGAAGGCCUGGAAACAGGGCAAGAGAAAGGCGGAGAAGGACGAGAUGGUGGGCGCCAACUUCUUCCUGACGCUGAGCACGCCCCCCGCUGCCGCCCUCGACCUGCAGGAGGUGGAGAGCAAGAUCGACGGCUUCAAGAGCUUCACCAAGAAGAUGGACGACAGCGCGCUGCAGCUCAACCACACGGCCAACGAGUUCGCGCGCAAGCAGGUGACGGGCUUCAAGAAGGAGUAUCAGAAGGUGGGCCAGUCCUUCCGCGGCCUCAGCCAGGCCUUUGAGCUGGACCAGCAGGCCUUCUCGGUGGGCCUGAACCAGGCCAUCGCCUUCACCGGGGAUGCCUACGACGCCAUCGGCGAGCUCUUCGCGGAGCAGCCCAGGCAGGACCUGGACCCCGUCAUGGACCUGUUAGCGCUGUAUCAGGGGCACCUGGCCAACUUCCCGGACAUCAUCCACGUUCAGAAAGGAGCUCUUACCAAAGUAAAGGAGAGUAGGCGGCACGUGGAAGAAGGGAAGAUGGAGAUCCAGAAGGCUGAUGGCAUUCAGGAUCGCUGUAACACUAUUUCUUUUGCCACUUUGGCUGAAAUUCACCACUUCCAUCAAAUUCGAGUAAGAGACUUUAAAUCACAGAUGCAACAUUUCUUACAACAACAAAUAAUAUUUUUCCAAAAAGUGACCCAGAAGUUGGAAGAAGCUCUUCACAAAUACGAUAGUGUUUAAUGACUGGACGUUGGAUUGUGGACUUUUUUUCAAGUUAAAGGAUAAUUUCUACAGCAGAAUAAAAACUGCUAUCAAAGAGCUAUUGCCAACUAUCGGUGGUGGUACAAGGAUGGUUUUGUGUUCAACUGAAACGCAGCUGAAUAUAUAAUUAUGUAGGAAAUAAACAGUUAAUAUGGUUAUGUAAUAGAAACAGUACCACACAUUGUAACUAAAUUAUACUAUGUAUGCCUACACUACCAUUGUAACUUUUGGAAUAAUGAUUAUACUAUUUGCCUUAUUGCUUUUUGAAGUAUGAGUAUUUUAGUGCAUACUUUGUAGACCUCAAAACCCACGAAGGGUCUCAAAGAAGCUGGCUGGAUAAAAGCCUGCUGUGGAUGCCUUUUUACUCUCACAGAUUGGGAUUACCUAAAUUCAACCUGUUCUCUGUUUACAACUCCAACUAGAGCAGCUAUGCGACUUUG
This is a messenger RNA of Propithecus coquereli (Coquerel's sifaka), 2489 nucleotides long. RefSeq names its product sorting nexin 18 (gene SNX18). NCBI's taxonomy places the organism in Eukaryota, Metazoa, Chordata, Mammalia, Primates, Indriidae. Gene Ontology annotation, molecular function: protein binding; phosphatidylinositol binding. Gene Ontology annotation, cellular component: cytoplasmic vesicle; plasma membrane. The coding region runs from base 160 to 2028 and encodes 622 amino acids. Gene Ontology annotation, biological process: protein transport; endosomal transport; endocytosis. The record is from RefSeq and is a predicted model, not a curated record. The transcript is spliced from 2 exons.